GCAUCAUCAUCUAGUCUUUCUGCUUUUACAGUUUCUAGUUUUAGCUGUUAAAAUAAAACUGGUAAAAAUGAAGAAAGUAGCCCACAACAGCGACCUUGCACCAACCGAGGCUCACCGAACACCUCGGAAGGAUGAUGUCAACUAUAAGUUACAUUUCCGCAUGAUAAAUGAGCAACAAGUGGAGGACAUCUGCAUGGACUUCUUCUAUAAGCCACACACCAUAACCCUCCUGACAGUUACUGUGCUCAGCCUCAUGUACUUUGUGUUUACCAGGGAUGAUGAGCACUCUGACAACAACCUCCGAGUUGGUCUGUUUGUGGUCGUCUCCUUCUUCUUGGUCAUCAGUGUCCUAGCAUUUCCAAAUGUGCAAACACACCACAAAUCACUUACCGGGAUGAUGCUUUCUUCAUCAGGACCUUUUACCAGGCCUCACCCUGCAAUAUGGCGAAUGGUGUUCGGUCUCAGUGUUAUGUACUUCCUGUUUCUUGUGUUUCUCAUCUUCCUCAACUGGGACCAAGUAAAGAUGCUGAUGUACUGGCUGGACCCAAAUCUGCGCUAUGCCACACGGGAAGCCGAUAUCAUGGAAUAUGCUGUAAACUGCACAGUGAUCACAUGGGAACGGAUCCUGAGCCACUGCGACAUCUUCGCAUUCGGCCACUUUGGAGGCUGGGCCAUGAAGGCGCUGCUCAUCCGCAGCUACGGCCUCUGUUGGACCAUCAGCAUCACCUGGGAACUUACUGAGCUGUUCUUCAUGCACAUGCUGCCAAACUUUGCAGAGUGCUGGUGGGAUCAGGUGAUACUGGACAUACUGUUGUGUAAUGGAGGAGGCAUCUGGCUGGGUAUGACCACCUGCCGGUUUUUGGAGAUGAGAACCUACCGCUGGGCCAGCAUCAAGGAAAUCCACAGCACCACUGGGAAGAUAAAGCGCGCCGUCCUCCAGUUCACUCCGGCCAGCUGGACGUAUGUGCGCUGGUUUGACCCAAAGUCCUCCUUCCAGAGGCUUGCAGGCAUCUAUCUUUUUAUGAUCCUAUGGCAGCUGACAGAGUUGAACACGUUCUUCCUCAAGCACAUCUUCGUCUUCCAGGCGUCUCACCCUCUCAGCUGGUGUCGUAUCCUCCUCGUUGGAGCCAUCACAGCACCUACUGUACGACAAUAUUACGCGUACCUGACAGACACUCAGUGUAAACGAGUUGGCACACAAUGCUGGGUGUUUGGGGCCAUCGCUUUCCUCGAGGCUCUUGCUUGUAUGAAGUUUGGUCACGACUUGUUUUCUAAGACACAAAUUCGCUAUGUACUCCUGUGGCUGCUCUGUCUGGCAAUCAUCACACUUUUAUGUUUAUAUGGAAUGGUGUGGUAUGAGCAAAUUAAAAUGAAGAACACUUCUCUGCAAAGUGAGGACUGGGAGGACAGCAGUGUUGUCAACUCAUUUGAUUCGGUCCCUGGUGGUGUUGCAGCUCAGGGGGAGUCCUUGAGAAGCUUACAACCUACAAAACGGAGGAGAGCUCCUGGUAGGAACAGAUUUGUGAAUGGCAAUGGAGGAAAGAGACAAUAGUGACACUCAGCAUUCGCAUCUCAUGUGACCGCAUCCAACAAGUGGAAAACAGUAUGCAUUUAUAUUUACUGAAUACUUGUUGUUACAGUUGCAUCAAGGGUAGAAAGAAGACUCUAAUAUAAAGUCACACCAACAAGCCUUGAUAAAAUACUUAAACUUCAAAUUGAAGUGGCUGUGGGGGUGAGAAGCAAAACACAAUAAUGAAUUCAAAGCUUCACAGACCUGCAGACUGGACUGUUCAUUCUUUGUGUCGUCAGAACUAGUAGAUGUUUUAUAUUGUAUGACACCAACAAAACUAGUUUUCUAUUUAAUGUUAAGAUAUUUUUACAGACCUAAAUAACUAAGGAAUAUGCACAUAUGUUUUGAAAGAAGAUGGCGUUAAUUUGGACUGUAGAAACCAGCAUUCUUGCCUCUGCGUCAUCCCACACCCACCAUUUUCUACCUUAAACUACUGAAUGUUGUUCGGAUGCUUUGCACUGUGGGACAGGUUAAAUAUGUCCAGUCUAGGGUGUGCCAGCUUUAUGUCUGAUUUACAAACCAGUCCACACCACCACCCUGAGUAUAUAUGCAACAGACACUUUUUUGUGUUUAACCUCUUUUACAUCUCUUUGUUUUUACUGCUAAAUUGAAUUCCUUUACUACAAAACUAACUAUUAUUGUUGUGUAGGGCAUUUUUAAGUCACUUGAAUUGGUGAUGAUUCUUUGUUGGUUUAAUAUAUGUUUUUGUAUAAUUUCAAAAAGUGACAACUUGUUUGCACUAAUACAGCAAAGUACUGAUAUGCGCAAUGCAGUAUGCUUUCAUUCAGUCAAAAUUUCAUCAUCAGGAAACAUGUUUUUGUCUACUUAUUCCUACCCUUUUUAGCUUUCAUUAAUGUGAUUAUUGGAACUGUUGAGAUGUAAGUUAUUUUUUGUGUGUGUGUUUGUAAUUAGAGAGAGUUGUGAGCGGUGAAUGACAGGGGUACUGACGGAUAAUACUGUGACAUUCAAGGCAAUAGCACUACUGUGGUGACAUUCAAUAGCAGAAGAUAAUCGCUUAUGUGAAAUUAUCCAUUUCAAAUGCAGUCUUUUUGUGCUUUUUUAGUGAUCCAAAUAAAUUAAAUGUGACAUUAAUAUAACACAGUAAGUGACUGGUCAUAUAAGCUGUUCUUAUUAUUGUUGAAUGCUGCAGUAUAGGUUCAUAUUUACUGUUAGAAUAUGGUUUACAGCCUCUCAGUAGCUCAACCAAUGUUAGUUCGUAAGUUGAUGUCUGCUUAUUGAAAUUGUAUUGAUGUUAUUUGCCUCAGUGACUCCAGUCUUUUGAUCAUCUACAAUGUUUUAAGUGUCAGACCACACUGUAUUUAAUUUGUUAAUUGUAACCUCCAAUGCACUACUUGGUAUUACUGAUUUAUGAUUUUUUUUUAAGGGUGGGUUUGCUUGUUUUUGUACACAUAAUUAAAUGAUCACAUAUUA
Molecule: messenger RNA, 3001 nt
Organism: Micropterus dolomieu (smallmouth bass)
Lineage: Eukaryota; Metazoa; Chordata; Actinopteri; Centrarchiformes; Centrarchidae
Gene: ptdss1b
Product: phosphatidylserine synthase 1b
Exons: 13
Coding region: 68-1552 (494 amino acids)
Biological process (GO): phosphatidylserine biosynthetic process
Molecular function (GO): L-serine-phosphatidylethanolamine phosphatidyltransferase activity
Source: RefSeq, a predicted model, not a curated record